AUGUCCACCACCACCACAGCAACGCGGACAGGCCGGCCCACCGAGGGACCGUCGCCGAAUCUUCUCCUGUCGGGCGUGCUGAGCGACUACGAGCUGCACCAUUCGAGCGACAAGGAUGCGAGCGACGACGCGGCACAGGCGGCUCCGGCCUCCAUCCGCCGACACGCCGCGACGCCCGCCGACUGGGACACGGAGCACCGACGCGUGCCGGCAUACCGCCCGAUCAACACGGCGCGCGACCAGACGGAAGUGCGGGUGUACCUGAGCAGGGUCGAGCAGGUGUUUAUCGGGACGAUGUUUACGGGGGUGUAUCUCAAUUCGGCCGCCUCCAAGGUCUGGCGGCAGACGCUGGGACGGGUGAACGGGGACAUUUUCCGGUUUCGAAUCGGCGGCGAGUUUUAG
Sporothrix brasiliensis 5110 is the source of this 402-nucleotide messenger RNA. RefSeq lists its product as uncharacterized. The record is from RefSeq and is a predicted model, not a curated record. The transcript has 2 exons. Bases 1 to 402 code for a protein of 133 amino acids. NCBI's taxonomy places the organism in Eukaryota, Fungi, Ascomycota, Sordariomycetes, Ophiostomatales, Ophiostomataceae.